Tigriopus californicus is the source of this 1574-nucleotide messenger RNA. RefSeq lists its product as uncharacterized. Lineage: Eukaryota; Metazoa; Arthropoda; Copepoda; Harpacticoida; Harpacticidae. The record is from RefSeq and is a predicted model, not a curated record.
GCGAUAAGCAGAGAGAAGCAGUUUCCCGUUGAAGGGUUUGAAAGUUAGACGCAAUACAGGCAUUAUCAUACUGAAUAUCUCAAUGAAACAAAAAUCUUCGUAGCAUUGGAAAUUCAUGUGGAGAAAUCAAGUGCGAAAUUACAGGAUAACCCCCCCCCUUAUUUGUGUUUUGUUGUGAUCAAUCAAUCGCAAAAUUCGUUCGGUGCAGUUCAGACCAAUUUGUUGGCGCUUUAGACCCACUAAAAACACAAUUCCUUUCGAUUUUUGAAUUGGUUUAAAGGCAAAUUUAUUCAUCUUGAUGAAAGCUGACUACCAUGUUGAUCUAUGGUGGUCGUUUUUUCCUGAGUGGUCAUUUUUGAAAACUCCUAACCGGAAAACAUAACCCGAGGUCACUGAUCUGCAACUGGUCAGUUAAUCGACGGACUUCUUGCGAUGUGGACUGCGAACGAAAGCCAAAAUUUUGUGUCCCCUAAAACGUUCAUCUAAUUCCAAAUAAGAAAUUCAUACUAACUCAAAGUCUGGUUGAAUAGAUGAACUAGGUCAAAUUUGCUUUGGUGCUUUGGGUUUCAAAGCUUUCUGGCGAUGCUGAUCUUGAAAGUUUAUUUGAUCCCAUCACAAGUAUUCAUCAUCUGCCAUUACUCAUUCGUCACCAUGAAACUGAAGAUCAGUGGUAUUUUCGUCAUACUUAUGGUUACUCCAAUACAAGUGUCUUCUAUGGCCGUUGAAUUCGAUCCCAAUACAGACCGUUAUGAUUUAGAUGAUUCUUUUUUGUCUUCAAUCCGCUGUCACGCCUACAAUACAAAAACGUUGAAUGGAACCUUCACUUGGCAUUGCGAUCAAAGGGAGGUAUCAACAGGCGUUCCAACUGAGCUUCGUGACGGGACGCAGCAAAGCACUUUGAGGAUGGAUGAAGUCUUAAAAGUAUGCGACCAAUGUUUCGAGAAGCUGCAUUGCAAAUUUGUGAAAGCCGGUGGAGAAGACACGGAAAGUGACAGCUUAACGUUGUUGCAAAGGCCAAACAAAAAUGAAUUUAUGGCUAAAGUGGAACUGAGGGGAACGCUUUUGAAUGUUGACGUGGGUUUUAAAACCAAGUAUAUACUCUCUGAGAAGUGCAAUACUGAGAUUAGACGAGAAAAUGGGAGUACCGUCAAUCACACCGUGAAGAAUGAGCAAUGUACUAAGACGUUAAACUUUGAAUUAGACGAGAAUGAGUGGAGAACAAAUUUGCAAGUUGAAAUUGUGUGCCCAAUUUGGACAGUGACCAUGCGUUGACGCUUUCAUCUACUACUUGGACGAUUUUGGUAACUGUCAUUGCUGUUAUAGCAGUCGUAAUUGUAAGUUUGAUAGGAUGGCGCCUGAUCAAACUUAGACAAAGUCACCAAAAUGUUCCUUCCAAUCAACCCGAGGAGGAAUCACUAAAAGGAUAUAGAGAUGUGGAAAAGCGCAGUAAAGAUGAAUGAGCCUGGAGUAGAAUUGAGUAAUGUAGCGAGAUGCUAAUUCGAGCUACUGCGUUAGCUCCAAUCCCGUAUAAAUACCGUUGUAUGUGAAAUACAAAACCAGUACGAUGUGAACAA